Messenger RNA from Oncorhynchus mykiss (rainbow trout), 3000 nucleotides. Its product is annotated as protein ABHD8. Gene Ontology annotation, cellular component: mitochondrion. Gene Ontology annotation, biological process: lipid homeostasis; phosphatidic acid biosynthetic process. The record is from RefSeq and is a predicted model, not a curated record. Gene Ontology annotation, molecular function: carboxylic ester hydrolase activity; lysophosphatidic acid acyltransferase activity. Lineage: Eukaryota; Metazoa; Chordata; Actinopteri; Salmoniformes; Salmonidae.
GUUGGAAAAAGAGUGAACGGUGCGCUUUACAAUGGAUUAAAAACCUGCACAUGUAGAUAGACACCUGGCGUGCGCAUCCACUAUGCGCCCACGGGCACGUCCAAUAUGCAAUGGAAUUGAUAAUGCACCUUGGUUUUCAUUUUUAGUAGUUUAUCAGGUAAACUAACGGGUAAGAAUGUUGAGGUUGAGAACAGUGCUGCUGACUCCAAUUAGAUUAGAUUAUUGGAUUGGCUGCAACAGAUUAUAGCGCGCCUGCUUCCAAGACGCAGUAUACCGAGGAAGACGCGUAUGAUCUAACAAUUUUACCCCUGUGGACUUCGACAAUAAUAAGGGGCAGCCAUGCUGACCACCUUAAUGGACGGCCUCCUCUGCUGCCUGACGGGGAAGUCGGCCAACGUUGUGGUUCCCAUAGAAACCUCAGAACCCGCUGACGGCUACGAGUUUGUGGAGGUCAAACCAGGUCGCGUCCUGAGGGUCCGACAUGUCAUUCCGGAACGGGAGGUGGAGGAAGAGCCCAGCGGGCCAGGGGGAAGCGUCCACUGCAAGAGGAAGAUCACAGUGUAUCGUAACGGACAGCUACUGAUAGAAAACCUGGGGGAUGCGGUUAAACAGGAGCGGUUACAUGCUCCGAACGGAGAAGCAGAACCGAACUGUACAGUAGAGGUAGAGCUCGCAGACCCACCUUCCAAUCCAACUCCCAAUUCUGACACUAAAGUGGACAAGACAGGGUCAGUGAUUGGGGCAGGGGGAGCAGCAACAGCUCCAGAUCUGACCCAGCAGCCCCGGAAGCGACGGCGGAAGCCCAAGCGCACAGUGGUGAUCGACAGCGAGAGGAAGAUCACAUCGUGUAAGGGGACACACGCGGACGUGGCACUGUUCUUUGUGCACGGUGUGGGCGGCUCGCUGGACAUCUGGGGCAGUCAGCUGGACUUCUUCUUCCGUCUGGGCUAUGAGGUCAUCGUGCCAGAUCUGGUAGGUCACGGGGCGAGCUCGGCGCCCCAGAUCGCGGCGGCAUACACGUUCUAUGCCCUGGCCGAGGACAUGAGGGCCAUCUUUAAGAGAUAUGCACGGAAAAGGAACAUUCUCAUCGGACAUUCUUAUGGUGUGUCAUUCUGUACAUUCCUGGCCCAUGAGUACCCGGACCAGGUCCACAAGGUGGUGAUGAUAAACGGAGGAGGCCCCACAGCCCUGGAGCCCAGCCUUUGUUCCAUUUUCAACCUGCCCACCUGCGUCCUGCACUGCCUCUCCCCCUGCCUCUCCUGGAGCUUUCUCAAGGCUGGAUUUGCCCAUCAGGGUGCAAAGGAGAAGCAGCUGUUGAAAGACAACAAUGCUUUCAACGUGUCCUCCUUCGUGCUGCGUGCCAUGAUGAGUGGCCAGUACUGGCCAGAGGGCGACGAGGUGUACCAUGCAGAGAUCACUGUGCCCAUCCUACUGGUGCACGGCAUGUACGACAAGUUUGUGCCCGUGGAGGAGGAUCAACGCAUGGCAGAGAUCUUGCUGCUGGCCUUCCUGAAGAUAAUCAAUGAGGGCAGUCACAUGGUGAUGAUGGAGUGUCCCGAGAGCGUCAACACCCUCCUGCACGAGUUCUUCCUCUGGGAGCCAGACUCCGCUCCUAAAUCUAAACCACGAUCUGAAACCGCCAAUGCAUCCAACGGGGGAGCAACUUCAGAAAGCCAAGCCAAGAAUAAGUAGCCCAUAGAAGGAUGGAUGUGUGUUAUUGACUCCAAUCAAAGCUUGCACAGCCAGUGAUGUGUACUGUCUACCAUGGCUGGUAGUGCUAGGCGUGUCUCCUCGGGUGCAGGGAGCUGGUUUGAGUCGGUUUGAACUGGGCUGGGCUGGUUUAAGAUUGAGAUUUGAGGAGGUGGAACACAGUACACAGGGACAGAUGGGUCUAUAUUUGGUCUAAGUCUGAGCCACUGCACUACAUCAGAGGAAGGACAAGAGGGAUGCGAGGGAGGGUGAGGAGGGACGGAUAGAUGGACGUCAAUGACGUUGACCGUGGAGGUCUAUUGUAUUGUUCUGACCUGUUCUGAUUGAGUGACUGAUCCCUGACUGUGCCUUGGGGUGGCGUGGGGCUGAAGAGGUGCUGAGUUGUAGAGGUGGACCUGAUAAUGUUAUUGGUUUUGUGUGUUGCGUGUGGUACACCUCUAGUUGCACAAUGGGUGGAAAUGUCAAAACAAGGGUGGAUCAGAGAGGGAAGAGAAUGUAUUGGAAGUGGUCAAGUCACACAAGACAAUAACUAGCCAAGAAGAACGCUUGUUAUACUACUCAAGCCAAAGGUUAGCCAAUGUUUGUGACAAGCAACACCAGAACCAACUUUCUUUUUUUUCUGACCACUUUUUUUUUUUCUGAUCACAUUUGAAUAUUUGAAACUUCACAACAUUGUGACUCAAGUUGAAUGAGACAUUUGAAAUGAUGUUCGACCAUCAAUGCUGCUUUUUGAGAACGAGCCAACUCCAAUGUAUUUAAAUGCAUUAUUCAAACGCACUUCCCUGUCAGAAUCAUUGCAAAUGACAAGCCAUUUCUUGACAUUGACAAUGUUUUGCUUUGUCUACUGAGAAACAACUUGAGGGACAGGGGAAAUACCAAUGUGUGACUGUUUUACAAAGUCUUCUUGUGUAUUUUAUGGGAAAAACAAAAAUGUUUCCUUUGGCUGCUGGUUAACUGGGAAGUACAAACUGGUAGAUAUCAAUGUGUGUUUUGGGCCCUUUUUAGAAGGAUUAUUUUUCUUGCUGUUUAUUCAUAUUCCUCUACAAAACUAUGCUGAACAAUGAUUGUUUACCUUUUUUUCAGGUAAAAGUGAUAUAAGCUAUGAAAAUGUUUAUUGGUACACCAAAAUAUGGUACACCAAAAAUGUUUGUAAAAUCGGAGAAUUCUUCAAUACCACAUAGCAAGCUCUCCGUCAUGUAACUACUGAACAAAAAUGUAAACAAAAAUGUAAAGUGUUGGUUCCAUGUUUUAUGAGCUGAAAUAAAAGAUCCCAGAAAUGUUCUAUAUGCA